AUGCUUCUACUGGCAUCUAACUUACAAGAUGAACAAUGGGUUUACUAUUACCAGCUAGGUAUCACAGAAGGUAUUCGGACUGGACGGGUGUCGAAAAGAAUGGCGAGAGACAAUUCGAUGUGUUAUGCCUGUGGUCGUUCAAAACAUAUCAUCGAACAACGUCGCAAGAAAUUUCAAAGACAACUAAAACAAAUUCAAAGUGAUAUCGAUCAACAUAUGACACAAGCAACCAUUCCACUCUCUGAUUUGAAUACUAUCAAAAACAUCGUUACUGAUCUUGUUGAUAAGAAUCAAUAUUCAUUGCGUGUCGAGUUCGAAAGACGAAAAGCUAUGCUCCAAUUCGAUGCCAAAGAUCACCAAUGUAUCCAAGCAUUCUAUGGUCUAAAACCGAGCCAAACACAGGCACGUGUCAACCUAUCUUCAAUUGAAAGCUAA
This is a messenger RNA of Didymodactylos carnosus, 435 nucleotides long. The record is from the annotation of a GenBank genome assembly. NCBI's taxonomy places the organism in Eukaryota, Metazoa, Rotifera, Eurotatoria, Philodinida, Philodinidae.